AUGCUGAAACAGAGCGAGAGGAGGCGGUCUUGGAGCUACAAGCCCUGGAAUACUACGGAGAGCGAGGACGCGUCCCAGGCAGGGGGCAGCCAACACCGCAGGAGCAUCUGCUCCGUGGGAGGCCGUUCCGGCUCCCAGGCCAGCAUCCCAGCCUGGACCGAGGGCAACUACAACUACUACAUCGAGGAGGACGAGGAUGGGGAAGAGGAGGAUGAGUUGAAGGACGACCUGCCCGAGGCGGACCAGCAGCCAGAGGCGGCCACCACCGCCCAGUCCGAAGGCUGCCCGGACUCUCCGGCCGUGUCGUCCACGCUGAAAGUGAACGUAGGUGGCCUCAGCUACCGCCUGGACUACAUUGAGCUGGCCUGCUACCCCAAGACGCGCCUGGGCCGCCUGGCCACCUCCACCAGCCGCAGCCGCCAGCUGGCCCUGUGUGAUGACUACGAGGCGCAGACGGACGAGUACUUCUUCGACCGCGACCCAGCCGUGUUCCAGCUCGUUUACAACUUCUACUUGUCAGGCGUGCUAAUGGUGCGCGACGAGCUGUGCCCGCGCAGCUUCCUGGAGGAGCUGGGCUACUGGGGCGUGCGACUCAAGUACACGCCGCGCUGCUGCCGCAUCUGCUUCGAGGAGCGGCGCGACGAGCUCAGCGAGCAGCUCAAGAUCCAGCGCGAGCUGCGUGCCCAGGCGCAGGCUGAGGAGGCCGAGGAGCUCUUCCGAGACAUGCGCUUCUACGGGCCGCAGCGGCGCUGCCUCUGGAACCUUCUGGAGAAGCCCUUCUCGUCAGUGGCCGCCAAGGUCAUCGGGGUGGCCUCCAGCCUCUUCGUGCUUGUCUCCGUCGUAGCGCUGGCGCUCAACACGGUGGAGGAGAUGCAUCAACACACGGAGCAGGGCGCGGGCGGCGGCGACCCGAGGCCCAUCCUGGAGCACGUGGAGAUGCUGUGCAUCGCCUUCUUCACGCUGGAGUUCCUGCUGCGCCUCGCCUCCACGCCCGACCUGCGGCGCUUUGCGCGCAGCGCCCUCAACCUGGUGGACCUCGUGGCCAUCCUGCCGCUCUACCUGCAGCUGCUGCUUGAGUGCUUCACCAGCGAAGACCAACAGCACGGCAAGGGCUCACCACUGGAACACGACCUGGAGACCGUGGGCCGCGUGGGCAAGGUGGGCCAGGUGCUGCGCAUCAUGCGCCUCAUGCGCAUCCUCCGUAUCCUCAAGCUAGCGCGCCACUCCACCGGGCUGCGCGCCUUCGGCUUCACGCUGCGCCAGUGCUACCAGCAGGUGGGCUGCCUGCUGCUCUUCAUCACCAUGGGUAUCUUCGCCUUCUCCGCGGCUGCCUACUCCGUGGAGCACGACGUGCCCGGCACCAACUUCACCAGCAUCCCCCACGCCUGGUGGUGGGCAGCGGUGAGCAUCUCCACUGUGGGCUAUGGAGACAUGUACCCAGAGACCCACCUAGGCAGGCUUUUUGCCUUCCUCUGCAUUGCUUUUGGGAUCAUCCUCAACGGGAUGCCCAUUUCCAUCCUCUACAACAAGUUCUCCGAUUACUACAGCAAGCUCAAGGCUUAUGAGUACACCGCCAUCCGAAAGGAAAGGGGAAAGGUGGACUUCGUGCAGAGAGCCAGAAAGAAGAUGGCUGAGUGUUUGGCUGGAAGCAACCCCCAGCCCACCUCAAGGCGAGAGAAUUAA
Equus quagga is the source of this 1683-nucleotide messenger RNA. It is a transcript of the gene KCNV2, whose product is annotated as potassium voltage-gated channel modifier subfamily V member 2. Gene Ontology annotation, biological process: protein homooligomerization; potassium ion transmembrane transport. NCBI's taxonomy places the organism in Eukaryota, Metazoa, Chordata, Mammalia, Perissodactyla, Equidae. Gene Ontology annotation, molecular function: voltage-gated potassium channel activity. The record is from RefSeq and is a predicted model, not a curated record. The transcript is spliced from 2 exons. Gene Ontology annotation, cellular component: membrane; voltage-gated potassium channel complex. Bases 1 to 1683 code for a protein of 560 amino acids.